This is a messenger RNA of Pleurotus ostreatus (oyster mushroom), 1233 nucleotides long. RefSeq names its product Ribonucleotide-diphosphate reductase (RNR), small subunit. The record is from RefSeq and is a predicted model, not a curated record. The coding region runs from base 1 to 1233 and encodes 410 amino acids. NCBI's taxonomy places the organism in Eukaryota, Fungi, Basidiomycota, Agaricomycetes, Agaricales, Pleurotaceae. Gene Ontology annotation, biological process: deoxyribonucleotide biosynthetic process. Gene Ontology annotation, molecular function: oxidoreductase activity. The transcript has 5 exons.
AUGUCUGCCUUAACCUUCCGCGCAUCUACUCCCGAGGCGACACCUAGCAAAAAGGCAGCUUCUGCUCUUGCGGCUUUCUCGCUAGAGUCACCAACUAAGCCUUCCGCUAAGAAGGCCACCCUCCUCGUCGAUGACAAAAAGCGUUCAACUUCACCUGACACAGUUGGUGACGAGGAGGAUGAACUUGAUGAGACAUUCCUUGGCGAGAGCCUAGAGGAGCUAAGGAAGAAGUUUGUCGGUGAUAUAGAGCUUCCCGAGAGCGAGGAGCCCCUCCUUAAGGAGUCAAGGCGUCGUUUUGUGCUCUUCCCUAUCCAAUACAACGAGAUAUGGCAAAUGUACAAGAAAGCUGAGGCUUCCUUCUGGACUGCUGAGGAGAUGGAUCUCUCUAAGGAUAUCCAUGACUGGACAAACAAGCUGAACGAUGGCGAGCGUCACUUCAUCUCUCACGUCCUCGCCUUCUUCGCCGCUUCGGAUGGCAUUGUCAACGAAAACCUCGUCGAACGUUUCUCGAACGAAGUGCAAGUCGCUGAGGCUCGCUGCUUCUACGGUUUCCAGAUAAUGAUGGAGAACAUCCACUCUGAGACCUAUUCAUUGUUGAUCGACACCUACAUCAAGGAUAUUGCCGAGCGCGACUACCUCUUUGACGCUAUCGAAACUAUCCCCUGUAUCAAGCGCAAGGCCGAGUGGGCUCUUCGAUGGAUUUCAGACCAGCAAUCGACAUUUGCUGAGCGUCUCGUUGCCUUCGCCGCUGUCGAGGGUAUCUUCUUCUCCGGUUCAUUCGCCUCUAUCUUCUGGUUAAAGAAGCGCGGUCUUAUGCCUGGUCUUACUUUCUCCAACGAGCUCAUCAGUCGUGACGAGGGCAUGCACACCGACUUUGCUUGCCUACUUUUCAGCCAUCUCCGCCGCAGACCCCAUCCCGACGUUGUGAAGCGCCUCAUCACCGAAGCCGUCUCCAUCGAGCAAGAGUUCCUAACAGACGCUCUCCCUGUCUCGCUCAUCGGCAUGAACGCGAAGCUCAUGUGCCAGUACAUUGAAUUCGUGGCUGAUCGUCUCCUUGUAUCCCUUGGCAACGACAAGGUGUACAAUUCAACCAACCCCUUCGAUUUCAUGGACAUGAUCUCGCUGCAGGGCAAGACGAACUUCUUCGAAAAGCGCGUCUCUGACUACUCAAAGGCUAACGUCAACCACUCGGGUGCCAAUGAGUCAGCCACGUCAUCGGCUAAAGUUUUGUAA